Messenger RNA from Xylaria bambusicola, 1230 nucleotides. RefSeq lists its product as uncharacterized. Lineage: Eukaryota; Fungi; Ascomycota; Sordariomycetes; Xylariales; Xylariaceae. The coding region runs from base 298 to 900 and encodes 200 amino acids. The record is from RefSeq and is a predicted model, not a curated record. The transcript has 2 exons.
GUCAUCAAGAUGCAAAGGGCGCGUCAAAAUGCCCGGACUUCUCCAAAUCCGCUGGUCGGUGACUGUGCAGCGCGGAAAGCAAGAAAUGCGUUGGUCCGACAUGCAUCUGGCCCCCCUCAUCUCAGGGACGACCUCCCUCCGCACCAGCCGGGCUACUGAAUACUUUCACCUACGAUUCCUCACUUAGGUCAAGCUGUUCCUCACUCAGCGGCAUCUCCACAUCAUUUCUCUUGCUCUCGGCAUAUUCUAUGCAGAAUAGCGGUAUCAUAUCAAGAGGGAGGACAUACCACAAUUAUCAUGUCUGACAAAUCAUCCAACGCGCAGUCCGCGAGUGCAAACUCGGCCGACCUAAAAACCAACCUGCCAAACACGACAACAUUCAUAACCGGUCAUAAUGCCGAUGGCAAGGCCAUUAUCGAAUCAGCUCGGUCGGCAACAUGGAAGGCAUUCGAGAACGGCGUGAUGGGGUUCAACCAGAUCUACACAAACGAGUUUCCAGCGGACCUAAACGACAACGCCGACAUCCGCUUCCACGACGACAAGAUAGCUAGCGGCAAUCUCGGGCUCGCCGUCAAGAGCGGCACCGUGUGCCGCAUGGUUGACUUUAGCCCGGAGUACGUCUGUAUGCUGCACCGGACGCAAUCCCUCGACUUCGGCAUCGUGGUGGAAGGCGAGGUCGACCUGAUUCUGGACGACGGCAGCUCGACGCGCAUGAAGCGAGGCGAUAUCGCGGUGCAGCGGGCUACAAUGCACUCGUGGCGCAAUCCGAGUACGAAAGACUGGGCGAGGAUGGUCUUCGUGCUCCAAGACACGAAACCUGUGUUCGUCGGCGGCAAGCGGUACGGCGAGGAUCACGGUAGAGCCACCGAGGGUCUGCCAAUGAGUGGGAAUGACGAUUAGAUGGAAGCAAUGCAUUAGAUGCUGUGUUCAACCCAGCGCAACGAUGGGUAAAUUGAUUUGUCUGCCUGUCUUCAACCAGGAAUGAAUGAAAGUCUGCGUCUAGGUACAGUGUUUGCCUAAUACAAGUAUUAUGGUUUAAACUAGCCAUCGAAAUCAAGAAGUAUAUACACUGGAACUGUAGCAACCGUUUUACAUACAGAUCGGAUGUUAAGCUAUAGAUUCCCUUGGCGCGUCCACACCCAGACGCGCCACGUCGCUCGGCGCGGCGCUUAAAAGGUCCUGUCAUGGACAUAUAUUUUUUAAACAGAGUUGCCGGCCUGUAAUUCACCC